Molecule: messenger RNA, 4038 nt
Organism: Plasmodium gallinaceum
Lineage: Eukaryota; Apicomplexa; Aconoidasida; Haemosporida; Plasmodiidae
Product: conserved Plasmodium protein, unknown function
Exons: 1
Coding region: 1-4038 (1345 amino acids)
Source: RefSeq, a predicted model, not a curated record
AUGUUUUUUAAUAAUGAAGACAAAAAUAAUUUGUUUAAUAAAAACAAUGUAGCAAAUAACGGAGGAAGUGGUAAUAACCCUAAUAUGUGGAAUAUUUCAAAUAAUAAUUUAAAUAAUACAAAUUUUUUUUCUCAAAAUUUAAAUAACCAAAACAACUUAAGUAAAAAUAAUAAUAUUUUUAUGAAUAGUAUGAAUAAUCAAAAUGAACUAACAAAAAAUAAUAAUUUUUUUGGAAGUACCUUGAAUAACCAGAAUGACAUGAAUAAAAAUAGUAAUAUCUUUACUAAUAGUUUAAAUAAUCAAAAUGAUAUGAAUAAAAGCAGUAAUAUCUUUACUAAUAGUUUAAAUAAUCAGAAUGACAUGAAUAAAAGUAGUAAUAUAUUUUCUAGUAAUUUAAAUAAUCAGAAUGAUAUGAAUAAAAAUAAUAAUAUAUUUUCAAGUAAUUUAAAUAAUCAGAAUGAUUUAAUGAAGCAUAACAAUUUCUUUAGUAAUAAUAUGAAUAACCAAAAUGACUUAAAUAAAAAUAACAAUCUCUUUAGUAAUGCUUUGAACAAUCAGAAUAACAUUAAUAAAAAUAAUACUUUCUUUACAAAUAGUAUGAAUAAUACUAGUGGUCAAAAUAAAAAUAAUAAUAUAUUUGGUAAUAAUACUGUUAAUUCCUCUAAUACUUUUAAUCAUAAUUUAUUCAGUGCAUCAAAAAAAGAUAUUUAUCCAGGAUUCACAAGAAAUUUAAUCGGAAAUACAACAAACAGCAGUUCAAGCAUUUUUAAAAAAAGUACCUUAGGUAGUUCAAUAGCUUUAGGUAGUCAAUUAAAUGAAGAGAGAAGUACAGAAAGUGGAUUAUUUUCAAAAGAACAAUUAGAAGCAGCAAAAAAAAUUUUUGCAAACUCAUCUAAUUCUAAUGCUAUAUCAAGUUUAAAUAAUAAAAUGAAUAAUAGUAAUAACGGUAAUAAAUUAACAUUUAAUGAAGGAUUUUCAUCAAGCUCUAAUUCAUUUGCAAAAAAUAAUUUAAAUCCUUUUCAAAGUAUAGCAUUGCAAGCUUCCACACAAAAUGAAAAAUCAUCUCUUUUAAAAACUAAUAAUUCUAAUUCAUUUCUUACAAGUAACGAAGGAAAAUUAAAUAGUUUUGGUAUUCUUGGUGUAAACAAUUUAAACUCAACAAAUAAGUUAAAUAACUCAAAUGAUUUAAGUCAAAAUAAACCAUUUAAUCAAAAUGAUAAUUUAUUUUCAACAAAAAAUAAUACUAAUAAUUUUAAUAAUACAUCGAAAUCAUUACUUUCUAAUUUUAAUUGUAGCUUUAGUUCUUUUGCAAAACCUAAUACAAAUGAUUUGUUUAAAUCUAAUAACACAUCAACGUUUAUUUCACCCUUUAAUAAAACCACUAAUAAUGAAAAUCCAUUUAUUACAGAUUCCUUUAAAAUUUCAAAUCCAUUGAAAAAUAAUGAAAACCCUUUUCAAUUUAAUAAUCUGAAAAAUAAUUCUUUUUCUAACAAUUCUAUAUUUUCUUUUAACACAGAAAAUAAAAAUGUUUCUGAUAAUAAAAAUACUGAAAAUAAAAUUGUCGAAAAUAAUAUAGGAAAACAAAACGUUGAAAACAAAACUAUUGAAAAUAAUAUUAUAGAAAAUAAAGUCAUUGAAAAAGAAAAUAAAGAAAAGCAAAACAUUGAAAUUAAAAAUAUAAUGAAUACUCAAAGUACAGAAAUUGAAAAAAUUAAUAAUGAAAAACCUGAAAAAGAAAAUGAAAUAAAAAAGGAAAAGGAGUAUGAAAAAGAAAAAGAAGGAAAUGAAAAAAAUGAAAAUGAGAAAGAAAAAGAAAAAGAAGAAGAAAAAGAAAAAGAAAAUGAAAAAAAUGAAAAUGAGAAAGAAAAAAAUGAAAAAAAUGAAAAUGAGAAAGAAAAAAAUGAAAAAAAUGAAAAAUAUGAAGAAAAAGAAAAGGAAAAAGAAAAAAAUGAAAAAUAUGAGGAAAAAAAAAAUAGUGAAAAUAAGAAUUUAGUAGAUGAUAAGAACAUAUCAAAUCAAACUACUGAAAAUGAAAUAGCAAAUGAUAAUAAGAGUAUCGAAAAAAAAAGUAUGCAAAAUGAAAGUGAGAAUAUCUUCAAAAAAGAAAUUUCACAAAGCGGAAAUGUUAAUAAAAAUGAACAAGAUGAAAAUGUAAAAGAUAACAAUUUUGUAAAUAAUUCUAUUUUUAGUACAUCUCUGUUUAAAAAGGAUACAAGUGAUGAUAAUCAAAAAAAUUUAAUACAUAAUAAUACUAAUAAUAAUGAAGAAAAUAAAAAUUCAACUUCUAGUUUUUUUUUUAAAGUUGAUCAAAAUAAAAUAGAUAAAAAUGAAAAAUCAAAUAAUGAAAAUAAUGAGAAUGCUUUUGCAAACUUAAAUAAAACAUUACCAAUAACAAAAGAAAUUUUUCCUUUAAGCUCCAAGAAAAAUUUGAAUGAUGACAAAUUAAUUCAAACAAAUAUUGAUUGUGAUAUUAGUAUAAAUAAAAACAUAUUUUCAAAUGAAGAAAAAAAAGAAAAUAACAAGUCUUUAGAUGAAAAGAAAAGCAAUGAAACCAAUUUGUUGAAAACUUCAUUAUUCAAUUUAGAUACUUCUAAUUUUUUAAAUAAUGAACAAAAAUUAAACAUAUCAAAAGAAAAAAAUGAUGAAUUAAAUAAUAAUGAAAACAAAAUCAUAAAAGAAAAUAAAUCUCAAACUUUAGAAACAGAUGAUAAAAAUAAUGUGUUAAAAAUAAAUGAUGGAAAAAAUAUGUGGAGUUUACCCUUUACAAAUAAGAUAGACUUCAAAGGGCAAAAUGAAAGUUUAAUAAAAAAAAAUGAUAAUAAUAAUUGCAAUACGUUUUCGAAUGAUUUAAAUUUAUAUAAAGAUAAUUUUACUAAUAACAAUGUAAAAAAAGAAAAUGAACUUAAUGAUUUUGUUAAAAAAGAUCAUGAAAUUGAAGAAACAAAUAAAGAUACAAAAGUAAAAAGUACCAGUAUUUCUGAUAAUUUUGUGAUUAAUCAAACUUUUCAAGCAGAUUUUAAUAAAAAUAAUUUAAUUUCGAAAAAAGAAGAAAAAAGUAACAUAUUUUCAUUACAUAAUAAUAAUUCAAAUUUUUUUAGUAAUACAUUCAAUAAUAAGAAUGAAACACAAAAAGUUGAAAAUCGGGACGAAGUAAACAAUGUAAGCAAUAUAUUAAAUACUGUCUCAUUAGAAAAUAGGAAAAAAAAUGUUUAUAUAAAUAAUAAACAAGAAUUUGAUGAAAGAGAUAAAGAGAAAGAUGAUUUUUUAUUAGAUACACAUUUAAAGAAAGACGAAAAUCUGGAUAAUCCACUUUUAUUUAAUUUUCAGCUAAAAGAAACAAAAGGAACUCUCAGAAGUAAUGAUGAUACGAAAGAAAUGGAUUUUAAAGAUUUUCAACAACUUUCCGAGAAAAAUGCAAAAAAGGAAAAUGACCAAAAACAGUUAGAAAAAGAUAGGAAACUUGUAGAAGAUAAUAUAAAAGAAAAUGAAACUUUUUUUAAAAAAAAUCUUGAUCAAGAAAUGAUUCUUGAUGUGAUUGAUAAUUUAUCUUCUUUUGUAAAAAAUAAAAUUAAUUUCAUGAAUUAUUGUUCUAAUGAAAUAUUAGAUAUAUAUAAUAAAGUAGCUUAUUAUGAAAAAAUGUAUUCUUUAAUAUCAGAUGACCAAGUAAAAAUAGAAAAAAAACAAGAAUUACUAGAGAAAAGAUUGAGAAUUAUACAAGGUGAACAAAGUGAUAUUUUGUCCUUGUUAAACGAAAUGGAUAAUGAAACUUCUUUAAGUUUUUUAAAAGUUUUUAAUGGAAAAAAUAUUAAUAAAGAUGAUAUUAUAAAUAACAAAAAUUUGCAUUUAGAUAUUGAUCAUUUUGAAAAAUUAACAGAGAAAAUGGAUAAUUUAGAAGAAAUAAUUGAUUCUCUACAAAAUACAGAAAAAGAUGAUAUUUUAAAUGAAUUUGUUACAAAGAGUUUUUUGAAUGAAGUGAACUGCGAGAAAAUUGAAAAACAGUUAAAUCAUAUAUCUAAUGAAAUGAAAAGCAUGAAAUAG